This is a messenger RNA of Charadrius vociferus (killdeer), 1120 nucleotides long. RefSeq names its product dual specificity phosphatase 5 (gene DUSP5). The transcript has 6 exons. Gene Ontology annotation, molecular function: MAP kinase tyrosine/serine/threonine phosphatase activity; protein tyrosine/threonine phosphatase activity. Lineage: Eukaryota; Metazoa; Chordata; Aves; Charadriiformes; Charadriidae. The record is from RefSeq and is a predicted model, not a curated record. Bases 1 to 1104 code for a protein of 367 amino acids. Gene Ontology annotation, biological process: protein dephosphorylation; endoderm formation; negative regulation of MAPK cascade. Gene Ontology annotation, cellular component: cytoplasm; nucleus.
AUGGCAACUGGCUGCUGUCCACCCGCCGAGGUCACCGAGAUUAGAGGAGCUUCUGGAGGAAUGCUGCGAGCUCACGUGAACCCUUGGCCGCUGCUGGCUCCCUCACCCUUCGGCAGCAGGGGCUGUGCACCCCUGGCCGGGAGCGGGCUGGGGGACAGUGGAGAGGUCCUGCUGGGCUCAGAUCAUGCNNNGGGGAGCGCCCGCCUGGCCGCCGUGGUGGUGCUGGACCAGGGCACGGGGCACUGGCAGAAGCUGAAGAAGGACAGCACGGCCCAGAUCGUCCUCAACGCUCUGCUCUCCAGCCUGCCGGAGGCCGGGGCCAGGGUCUGCUUCCUGAAAGGGGGAUAUGAAACCUUUAACUCGCAAUAUCCUGAGUGCUGCGUGGAUGGAAAACUCAUUUCCCCGGAGAGGACCGAGGCGGAGAGAAACCUCGCCAGCCACUGUGAGAAGCAGAGUGCCAACCACAAACCUGCUUAUGACCAGGGUGGUCCCGUCGAAAUCCUGCCUUUUCUCUACCUUGGUAGUGCCUAUCAUGCUUCCAAGUGCGAGUUUCUCGCCAACCUGCACAUCACAGCACUGCUCAACGUCUCCAGGAAAAGCUCUGAGUCCUUCAAAGACCAGUAUUGCUACAAGUGGAUCCCAGUGGAGGAUAGUCACAUGGCGGACAUCAGCUCACACUUCCAGGAAGCCAUCGACUUCAUUGAUUAUGUCAGACGAACAGGGGGCAAGAUCCUGGUGCACUGUGAAGCAGGGAUUUCACGCUCUCCCACCAUCUGCAUGGCGUACCUCAUGAAGACAAAGAAGUUCCGCUUGGAGGAAGCCUUCGAUUACAUCAAGCAGCGCCGGAGCCUGAUCUCACCAAACUUUGGUUUCAUGGGCCAGUUGCUGCAAUACGAGUCGGAGAUCUUGUCUUCCACUCCCAGCCCCCCCGUCGCCUCAUGUAAAAGAGAAGCUGCAUCUUUCUUUGCAGAAGAACUGACAUUAGGCAAAAACUUUGAAGGCUCAUGUUUUGCCUUUCCUACCUCAGUGUUGAGUUCUGUGCCCAUCCACUCUCCUGUCCACCAGCUGAAACUCAGCCCAAUGACAGCAUCUUCAUGCUGCUGAACGCCCUGGGGAGACC